Messenger RNA from Lactuca virosa, 480 nucleotides. The record is from the annotation of a GenBank genome assembly. Lineage: Eukaryota; Viridiplantae; Streptophyta; Magnoliopsida; Asterales; Asteraceae.
AUGGAUGAGAAUUCAUCAUCCGAUGACGAUGGGGACGACGACGAUGAAGAUGAUGGGGAGGAUGAUAUUUCUGAUACCAUUCCUGUUGGGGAUAAUGACGUAUGGUUGGAGGAUGGUGAGAUUAGAUCCACCGAUGUUGAAGCGGUCAAGGAAUCAAACUUGGAGAACUCGACAUCAAAUACAUCCAACAACGCCCGGUCCCCGGAGGUGACGUCGUCACCGGCAGACGUAGUAAUGGACGAUGAUGACCGGGGAGACGGAAGUGACAUAUAUGAGGAACUCCAAGGGUCGGGUGUUGGAAUUGGUGUGCAUGGGAAAUCACAGGAGGAGAUCGAAAUUCUUUACAAUAAUGAGGGUAUUAAUGUUGUGUUGCACGCAGACCUAAUUAAUGAAUUCUCUUUUACUGGUGCGAAGAAUGUGAAUGUGGGACCGGGGGAAAUGUCAAAUAGGCUUCUGGAUAACCUGGAUAAGUCCGGUUGA